CCUAGAACCAAACUUCUCCACCUUCAUAUAAAUUGGCUCUCAUAAAAGUUGAGCAUCUUCUUCCCUGAAGCCGAAAACUAGGGUUUUCUCGCACACAAUCCGCCCCAAUGACAAAGGGAACGGGAAGUUUCGGAAAGAGGAGGAACAAGAGUCACACUCUCUGUGUGAGAUGUGGUCGUCGUAGCUUCCACAUCCAGAAGAGUCGCUGCUCGGCUUGUGCUUACCCUGCCGCUCGCAAGAGGACUUACAACUGGAGUGAGAAGGCCAUCAGAAGAAAGACUACUGGUACUGGUCGGAUGAGAUAUCUCCGAAAUGUUCCCCGACGGUUCAAGACUGGUUUCAGAGAAGGUACUGAAGCGAAGCCAAGGAACAAGUCUGCAGCUUCAUCAGCCUAAAAGAGCCAUUUGGACUAAUCGCAAGAAGGAAGGGAGAGAGUAAAGCUUUAUAAGCAAGCUCUUUGGUUUAUCUUAGUUCGAGAUUACUUUACUGCUACUGUUCCUGAGGAUCUCUGAUACAAUUAUGUUUUGUUGGUUUUGUUUCAUUUUUCUUUAUUCGCUUAUAAAGUUUUGAACCUGGUUGAAGUAUCACCAUCUUACAUUUGCAUUCUCGUUCACGCCUCUUAUUGCUUUUUGCUUCCUCUCUCCGAAAACUGCAUUCAUACAAGU
Messenger RNA from Thlaspi arvense, 665 nucleotides. Lineage: Eukaryota; Viridiplantae; Streptophyta; Magnoliopsida; Brassicales; Brassicaceae. The record is from the annotation of a GenBank genome assembly.